Messenger RNA from Lonchura striata (white-rumped munia), 3708 nucleotides. NCBI's taxonomy places the organism in Eukaryota, Metazoa, Chordata, Aves, Passeriformes, Estrildidae. The record is from RefSeq and is a predicted model, not a curated record.
UUUUUUUUUUUUUUUUUUUUUAUUUUUUUUACUGGGGAUUCUCCUCUCUCCUGCCAGACUGACUUAUACGUUCUUGAUAAUUUCUCUUCCCCUCAUUUUUUAUACUCUUCUCCCUGCUUCCAAACCCUGUGUCUGUGUGUUUCAAUACUAUCACAACCUCUGCUAAAUAUAGAUCUUUUUAUACCCUUCCUCCUCUCUGACCCCAUCCAACACCCCUUGUUAAGGUCUUACACCCAGAGCAAGAAAAGUAAAUUCACUUGGCUUACAUAUCUCUAAGGAACCUGAUGCAUGAGUGGACUAGAGAAGAGAAAGAGAGAAAAACUCCCAAGACCUACAGAUCAUCUGGCUGGCAGGGUCAAGUUUUCUUUGGAUUGAGGUGGAACUGUGGCUCAUGGACAUCUGAUGUGAUAGAGCAUACUCAACACUUUUAGAUAUCUUGAGAUUGCAAAAGCUGACCAUCAACAGCAGGUUUUUAAAUAUCACUGCUCUUCUGACAAGUUGAUUAAGUGAAUAGAAGAAAAGGAAAAAAACCCAAAAAAACCACGAAGCUACUCUCAAGUAUUGAAGAUACAAGGCCAGGAUGAACACGAAGGACGGAAAAGUGUCUGAAGGAGGUCUCAAUGUCACUCUUACCAUACGCCUUCUCAUGCAUGGCAAGGAGGUUGGAAGCAUUAUCGGAAAGAAAGGUGAGACAGUGAAGAAGAUGAGGGAGGAGAGUGGUGCUCGAAUCAAUAUUUCAGAAGGCACUUGUCCAGAGAGAAUUGUGACAAUAACAGGCCCAACAGAUGCAAUUUUUAAAGCUUUUUCUAUGAUUGCACUAAAAUUUGAAGAGGACAUCAACGCUUCGAUGACAAACAGCUCAGUGACAAGCAAACCGCCCGUAACACUGCGGCUCGUCGUCCCAGCAAGUCAGUGUGGAUCUCUCAUAGGAAAAGGAGGUUCCAAAAUCAAAGAAAUCAGGGAGUCCACAGGGGCCCAGGUGCAGGUGGCAGGGGACAUGCUGCCCAACUCGACGGAGCGCGCGGUGACCAUAUCCGGCACUCCCGACGCCAUCAUCCAGUGUGUGAAGCAGAUCUGCGUGGUCAUGCUGGAGUCCCCACCCAAAGGUGCCACCAUCCCCUACCGUCCCAAACCUGCCUCUGCACCUAUCAUUUUUGCAGGUGGCCAGGUAAGAGCAGACACCAUUUUGGCUUCAGCUGGAAACCACACCGUCCUGGCCCAGCCUCAGCCAGCGCCUGCGUUCACGAUUCAGGGGCAGUAUGCCAUCCCUCAUCCAGACGUGAGUCCAGCACAUUUGACCAAGCUUCACCAGUUGGCUAUGCAGCAUCCCCCCUUUACUCCCCUUGGGCAGACCACCCCUGGUUUCCCUGGACUGGAUGCCACUACUCCAACCAGUUCCCAUGAACUUACUAUUCCCAAUGAUUUAAUAGGCUGCAUUAUUGGCAGACAAGGCAGUAAGAUAAAUGAAAUCAGGCAGAUGUCAGGAGCGCAGAUCAAGAUUGCUAAUGCCACAGAAGGCUCCGCAGAACGACAAGUUACAAUCACAGGAUCCCCUGCAAACAUCAGCUUAGCACAGUACCUCAUUAAUGCAAGCAUAUACUUUCUCAAAUCUGAAUGUCUGGGAGAUGCUAUGCAAUCAAUGGUCCACGCAUAACUGAGAAGAUUCCUCCUAAACUGAAGAAUUAUCUGAAUGGCUUAUGCUAGCAAAAUGUAUCCACCACCGCUUUUGUAUGAACAUUCGCUCUGUUUAUAGUGCUGACUGCUUUAAAAUGAGCAAUGAUACAUUUUUCUGCACCACUUUUCUUAGCAGUUGACAUGAGUAACUAUUUACAAUUAAAAUAAUUUAAAGGAUAGCAAAUACUCUAAGGCAAGACUGAGAACAUCAGGUAAUCUGUAGUGCAGUUUUAAAUUCUAAACACCUGCUGCAGGAAGACUGUCCAUGCAAUGGUAACAGUGAAAAACUGAAGUACAGAAAAACUGGCCAAAUUUACAUGUCUCGAAUUCUUCUGUCAUCUUCCCAGAUUUUGGAGUUCAUUUCCAGUAUAUUUAAAUUAAACACUAAAUCCAGGUUACCUACACUUUAUAGAUACUUUUUUAAAAAGACAGAAAAAUUGGUAGUGUUUUUAAAAGUUAAAAUAUGAAUAUAGAGCUAAAGAAGAGCCCACAAUUGUGUCCUGUUUGGACACAGGACACUGAUCUGAGGUAUAUGCUAGCUAUAUAUAUUUAAAUAAAAUACAGUGUAAAAAAUAUAACUAGAUACAUAUGACUGGAUCUUGAUUAAUAGUUUUCAACUUAAUUUCAUUUAUGUGGAAAAUACAAGGAACCCUUUGCUCAUUUAUAAAGUGCAUUUAACCACACACUGCAUUGAAACAAACAGCUGACAAAUGCAGAUGUCGGCUGUUCUGCAGAGCUGCAUGAAACUGUUGUUUUCCUUAUUGUGUAUAGUAUUUAGAAUCAAUAAAUAUAGAUUCCAUUACUUACUGUGUUGACCUGUCGCAUUGCCUUUUGAAAUUCAUCCCAUUCUUUGUCCAUCUGAUCCUUUGGAGCAUCAACUUUUCUCACCUAAGGAACAUGGAAAUUUAUAAAUUAACAAUUUAAGUCUAAUGACUCUCUGGGGCACUGUAAAAAAAAACCAGGAGAAAUAUGAAAAAAUAUGCUGUGUUAUCAGAAAAGUCUGGUUGAUACAUUUCAGUUUAAGUAAUAGAUAUGAGUGAGAGAGUGCAGCUGCACCAUGGUUUCAGAAGAAAAAUCUGACUCUACUUCUGGAUUAAAACAACAUCCGUAAUUGCAGCAUUAAAGAAUAAUUAUUGACUAAAAGUGGCUCGUGUGGAAUGUCUGGAGCAACAAAAGUGAGUUUGAUGGUCUGUCAUUUCACUGUGUCAGGUGAUAACUUAAAUUAUUCUGUAAGCUGCCUGUACAAUUGCAUACAGUAGCCAUUUCACAAGCCAAAAAGCAGUGAACAUAAAGCAUCAAACCCUUCAGUCACUAGUCUGCUGGUGUUAGGUAGCCUGACUGUAUUUCAAAUAUAGUUUAAUUUUGUUGGCUAACAGAAGAAACUGUACAGAUACAAACCAAUCUUAAUGACAUGCAAAGCUUUUUAUUCUGUGGUAGGUGGCAUUUAAUACUAGGACAUGAAGUCUGAAAAUGUAGUAGUGGUAAGAAUGUGUUUAAGAUCUACAGCCAAGGUAAUCAAAGCCAGAUUGUGCUUUUAAUGCAAAUAAAUAAACAAGGUAGUCUACCUGUGUAAUUGAAACUUCCACAAUUCAAGACUGGAAGAUGUGGCAUAUAAUAUAUUUUAGAGGACAGAUUAUGCCUGACUCAGGACUGGUUAGAAAUUAUGUAGCUAGGAGAAUUAAUAGUUUGAACAUAGCAAGUCAUGAUACCAUCUUUUUUUGCAUUAGUUUUAUUUUCCCUUUAUUCAUUCUGGUCUUUUGGUGACAUGUCCGUUGUCACCUUAGCAAAGACAACAGUUUGGUGUGUUUUGUUCCUGAGUGAUUAUACAAAGUCAAGUAGUCAAGUAAUAUGAAUUAAGUUUAUAGAAUAAAUUAGAAGCGUCCAAGCAAACUCAUACUGGGAAGUAAUAGUCAUCAUUUCAUUUUUCUGUUCUGUUAUUAUUUCUAUCAUGUACUGUGUUAUUAUGCAUUGUGGUUGUCUUUUGUAAUUCAUAAUUAUUUGUAUUUCUUACAAUAAAUUUAAACACUAAAGUUA